Messenger RNA from Acomys russatus (golden spiny mouse), 333 nucleotides. It is a transcript of the gene Cxcl10, whose product is annotated as C-X-C motif chemokine ligand 10. Gene Ontology annotation, biological process: chemokine-mediated signaling pathway; neutrophil chemotaxis; antimicrobial humoral immune response mediated by antimicrobial peptide. The transcript is spliced from 4 exons. The record is from RefSeq and is a predicted model, not a curated record. NCBI's taxonomy places the organism in Eukaryota, Metazoa, Chordata, Mammalia, Rodentia, Muridae. Gene Ontology annotation, molecular function: chemokine activity; CXCR chemokine receptor binding. Gene Ontology annotation, cellular component: extracellular region. The coding region runs from base 1 to 297 and encodes 98 amino acids.
AUGAACCCAAGUGCUGUCCUCAUUUUCGGCCUUAUCCUGCUGAGCCUGAGUGGAAUGCAAGGGGUCCCUCUCUCGAGAACGGUUCGCUGCAUGUGCAUCAAAAUUGAUGAGCAACCAGUAAAACCAAGGGCCCUGGGAAAACUUGAAAUUAUUCCUGCAAGUCAAUCCUGUCCACACGUUGAGAUCAUCGCCACAAUGAAAAAAACUGGAGAGAAGAAAUGUCUGAAUCCAGAAUCAGAGGUCAUCAAGAGUUUAUUGAAAAAAGUCAGCCAAGGAAGGUUGAAAAGAGCUUCUUAACUAGAGAGAAGCCACUCACCACGGCGCUGUGACCAA